GUCGGUGUCCUUCUCCUUUGUCGCGGAAGUCACCACCCUUUCCCUGCCAACGAACGUCAUCAUCAUCACCGGAGGAGGACGCAACCAGUAGCUUCCUUCGUCGUAAACUUCCACUCUUUCACAGUAACUAGUUUCGGCGAUGAAAGUACGAGACGAUCAAAGGAUGAUCUAAGGAAGAAACAGAAGUUCUACUCACCAGGAACUAGGUAUAGGAACGCCCAAGAGGUCGUAGAAGAGGAGCUAGAGAGCAUCCAGUCGAGGAGCAUCCAGCGAGAGAGCAGGAUACCCGAGGAGGACCACGUGAGCACUUCUGAAGAUGUCUGACCACGGAUCGGAGUAAGCAGCAAUUGUAAUCUUUAGUUAUUUGCUUUAUGAUUAUGAGUAAUGACUGGAGAUUUAAAAGGAU
This is a messenger RNA of Linum tenue, 406 nucleotides long. Lineage: Eukaryota; Viridiplantae; Streptophyta; Magnoliopsida; Malpighiales; Linaceae. The record is from the annotation of a GenBank genome assembly.